AUGUAUGAUAGAAAUUAUGGUACAUUGAAUGUGCUUGACACCAUGUCUAGCAAAUAAUAACUAGUAAAUAAAUGUUUGUGGUUAUAAUCAUGGUAAUUGUUAUUAUUCACUGCUACUAUGGUACAUUAUUAGAAAUGCAGCGAUGGAAUAAGUAUGUGAUACCAUGAAAACAGAGGAGAAAAAGCUGCUAAUCCAAAAAGGUAGUUAAGGAAGACUUCCUGAAAGAGGUGAUGGGUGCUGAGUUUUAAACAGUCAAACUUUGCCAGGUAAGAGGUGAAGAUAGCAGAGCAUUCCAGGCAGGGGAGCUGCGUGAUGGAUUAAAAUAACUGCUGCAGCUGGAAAGUGACAUGUGGAAGUGUAGCUUGAGAAGAAAUGGGAAAGGUAAGUCAUGAUUAGAUCAGAGAUGACCCCCCAUGCCAUGCCAUGCCAUGCUAUGCCAUGCUAUGCCAUGCUAAAGAGUUUGGGCUUUAAAUUCAAUGGGAAGCCACUGAAGGGUUUAAAGAAGGGGAGUGUCCCCGUAACCAAUGCCUUUCUCCCAUCCAAGUACUAACCAGACUCAACCCUGAUUAGCUUCAGAGAUCAGAUGAGAUCAGGCACAUUCAAGGUAUUAUGGCCGUAAAUGAUACAUGCCUUUCUGAGAGCUCACUGGCUGUUGUGUGGAGGACUGGUUGGAAGAGAUGACUUCAGAGACAGAGAACUCAUUAUGGUUAUUGCAGUAGUCCUCCUAAGACCUGAUGGGCCCCAAGGCAGAGGCAGAGUCAGUGGAGAGCUUUCUGGGACUGUGGUUCUCAAAGUGCGGUUCACAGAACACGACAAGUCCCUAAAGCCCUUUCAAGGGGGCUGCAAAGUCAAAACUAUUUUAAUAAUAAAAUUAAGUCAGUAAUAUUCAAAACUAUUUUCAUAUUCAUAUUAAGGCAUUUUCUCUGUGGUAAACUUCAAUUAAUAAUAAAAAGCAAUGAUGGGUGAAUCUGCUGGUAUUUUUAGCAUGACCAUCCACUAAUAAUCUUGCUUUCACUAUGCCCUCACAGAAAAAUAUGUCAAUUCAUCUUUAGAAUAUUCUUAAUGAAGCAAUAAAAAUACUAUUUUCAUUAAAUAUUGACCUCUGAAUACACCCAUUUUUCAUACUCUGUACGAUGUAAUGAAAUUGGUAUGGUGAUGGGAGGAGAGGGGAGGGGUCAUAGGAGGAGGUUGCCCAAGGCAACAAUAAACAAGCUAGCACUGCAGGCAACAGAUCUCCCUAGCCCUGGGCGGAAACAUGGCAGGAGGAGACUUUGCACAGAGCCUAGGCAAGGCUGAGGAGGGUGACUGACAGAGGAAAAAACCCUCCUACUCCCUUCUAGAACAUGGUUGCAGGGGGAGGUGCAGAGUUGCCAGUCUAGCCUGAAAAAGAAUAGAUUGGCUGGGAAGCUGGACAGUUCAGGAGCACAAGGAAUUAUGGGCUGGGAGAGUUAAACUGAGGGAAGGCAAAGAUUCAGCCUUUUUCCCUUCCUUGAGGAUCAGCUUGGAUGAUUGCCCAGAGGCCGCCUAUGGUUUCCCAAAGGAUGGUGUUUUAAAUAGGAUAAGGAACUCCAGGCACAGCCUUGAACUGGUCUGGCAGAGGGUAGAGGGCUUUUUCUAUGGUUGCUCUAGAGCGGACAGGUUCUGAGGCAGAAGCCUGCUAUUCUUCCCAAAUUGUGUAGCUUUUCAAUAAAAUACUCUUUCAUUUCCACCAAACAUUUGCCCCUGGAAUUUGCCUAUGGGUGGUGGGCAGCAGUACUCAGUGUCUGUCAGCAAGAGGAAGAACCACAUAAAGUACUUCUUUUAUACAGAGAAAUACAAUGUAUCAAAAAAGUGCUUUUUUCAUGGAACUCCAUUUUUGCCUAAAAAAUGAUAAACUAAGGUCGUUCAUACAACCUUAGUCGUUCAAAUGAUAAACUAAGGUCGUUCAAAGUUGUAACUUUGGGACACAUUUUCUUAAAAAUGAACAAAGUGAACCUGCCACUUCAAGGAAAACAACAGCUCUUUGUUUUUCUCAUAGUCUUUGUUAUUUAUUGUAUUUGUUGCUGAUGACAACAUGUGAGUUUUCAGGCAAAAAUUCAAAUGUUGGAAACUUGUUCCCCCCACUAUGAAUGUUAACAGCUUCCCAGUUCUUAAAUAUUUUUCUGAGGAGUAAGUUGCUAUGGAUUAAAUUGUGUCCCUCCAAAAACAUAUUGAAGUCCUAAUUCUUGGUACCAAUGAACGUGACCUUAUUUUGAAAUUGGGACUUUGCAGAUAUAACCAACAUAAGAGGAGUUCACACUCCUUAUGUAAAGAGAGAUUUGAGUAAGUGGUCACAGGCACACACAGGAAAGGAGGCCACGUGCAGAAGGAGGCAGAGACUGAAGCAAUGAAGCCACAAACUAAGAAAUGUCAAGGAUUAGUGGCGACCUCCGAAAGCUGGGACACAGGCACGGAACACACUCUCCUUCGGUGCCUCGGGAAGGAACGAGCCUUACCAACAAACACUUUCAUUCCGGACAGCUCGCCUCUAAAAAGGAGAGAAUAAAUUUCUGGUUUUUUAAGUCAAUAAACUUUUGUUUGUGUUGCUUUGUUGCAGCAGCCCUGCCCAAUGUGAUUGUUUGAUGGUGGAAGGAAGUGCGUCGAUGUUUGAAAAAUGGGUAUAACUUGUUGGAGCCCAAGAGGCCUGUGAGGGGUCGAGGAUAGGGUCUAGCACUGCGGGUGUGGUGACUGGGCCUGGUUUCCGGCCUCGGAGCUAUCUUGGGUUAUAACAGUUCUCUGACCCCUUGAGAAACUAGCCGCUUCUCCCAUCAACUCAUAUCUUUGGCCUGUGCAUCAUGUACCAAGAAAGUAUGUUAGCUUGGGAACGUCCGGACUCUAAGGGAAGAGAUAAACUUUGUAGGUCAAGGAAGUGAGCUACAUGCCAGAAGGCUUCUCCUUUGUUCUCCUUUGUAUCCAAGAUUGUAUAUAAGCCAGAAGACUGCGCAAUAAACUUGCCUUAUGCCAGCAGAGCAUUUGGUCCUCUCCUUUAUUUCAGUCCCUCGCUCAGCCUCACGACCACCCUUUCUGCAGCGGGCUGCGGCAGAGUGGCGCCCAGAACAGGGACCUGAAGAGUCCAGAAUCGUGAGGAUUUGAGAUCCCGAGAGGACCGCUGCUACGGGGGCCCGAUUGAUACUUCGCACCUGCAGACUUUGCAUGAUUUUCAGACCCUACUAGGAGAAAUCAACUGGAUACGCCCAUCUUUGAAACUUACCACCGGCGACCUUAAGCCUCUUUUUACUUUGCUUAACGGAGAUUCCAAUCCUGCCUCUGCUCGAGCGCUCACCCCGAGCGCGGUCAUGUUACUGAGGAACCGGAGUACCCAUCCCCGGAGAGCCCAGAAGAGACUCCAGCAGUUAGCGCUGAUCUUGAGCCUCCUGUGGAUACUGAAAACUCAAGUGAAGGCUGAAGAAUAUUGGGCCUUUCUUCCCAAUCCUCCCGUCCUGCAUCCAGUUACUUGGGAGGACAAUGAUUUUGUGCCUGUUUAUGUGAACAAUACCCAGGUCUUAGGCCCGCCAUCUUCCGGGCAUAUCUUGCCCGUGUCAGCUAAGUAUAAUUAUACCGGCUUGUCAACUACUCAACCCAUUUGCUUUUCUUCGACCCCAAGAAAUUGUACUCUUAUCUCCAGGUAUGCUGAUUGGGAUGGUAAUUUCACUGAUGGACCUCAUUGGGGUGUGGACAUGCUUUAUCUUCAUAGAAAUGUGAGCACCACUACUAUUGGCCAGGGGUCCCCUCCUCCUGACAUCCCGGUAUGCAAGCAGAGAACGCCCUCUCAGAGCCAGUGGGGCCCGGCAUGGAGAAUUUGUCAUCUCAACCAUACCGUUUGUGAUCAAGGGAUUUGUGACUGGAGUGAUUACCGAGAAGGGACCUACAGGCCCAUAAACCUUCUAUAUGGAAUAUGGACAAAGAAUAAUCGGACCUAUCAGACUAUGCUUUGGAAGGCUGUCGCCUCCCUCCAAUAUAUCACCGUAGCCAAGAGACAAGUAGUUUGGAUGCAUAUAGGAACACAAGACGCUAUCUCCGUAGACGGAACCCAGAAAAAUGUAUCUGUCAUAGCUUGUGUACCUGACCCCUUCGCGUUUAUCGCAGGGAAUUUACAGCUUGCUCAGAAUACCAUGUAUAAUCUAACCUGUCAUGAUUGCAUUUUAACCAAUUGUCUUAAUUCCUCCUUGAAUGUGAGCUGCUCGAGCAAACAUAAGUAACGAGGAUCCUCUUUUGCAUUUGAAGUCUAGACUGUUUGACCCUGAGGUGGUAAGGCGAGACGUUGCCAGAAGUCCACCCAGGGGCUCCCAAAGGAGGGGACGCCCUCGGGAGUAAUGACUAGGUCACUUUUGGUUUGGAUGCGUGAGAACCGCGGUUCGCCUGUAUGAGAAGAAAUUAGGUUCGCUUGUGUAAGAAGAGAAACUAUGUCUGUGCCGGCGUCAGUCUUUGUUUGUUAUGGCUAUGUCAGUGUCUGUGUUUCUAUGUCUAGUUUGUGAUUUUUGUCUCUGAGCGUGUUUGUAAGCCAAAUGAACAGCUUAUAUGUCAACCUGAAGCGGCAGAAAUUGGAUAUGACCAAAACAAAAUUCCACUAUAUUAUAUAAAGUAAAAAAGGGGGAGAUGUUGGAGCCCAAGAGGCCUGUGUGAGGGGUCGAGGAUAGGGUCUAGCACUGCGGGUGUGGUGACUGGGCCUGGUUUCCGGCCUCGGAGCUAUCUUGGGUUAUAACAGUUCUCUGACCCCUUGAGAAACUAGCCGCUUCUCCCAUCAACUCAUAUCUUUGGCCUGUGCAUCAUGUACCAAGAAAGUAUGUUAGCUUGGGAACGUCCGGACUCUAAGGGAAGAGAUAAACUUUGUAGGUCAAGGAAGUGAGCUACGUGCCAGAAGGCUUCUCCUUUGUUCUCCUUUGUAUCCAAGAUUGUAUAUAAGCCAGAAGACUGCGCAAUAAACUUGCCUUAUGCCAGCAGAGCAUUUGGUCCUCUCCUUUAUUUCAGUCCCUCGCUCAGCCUCACGACCACCCUUGCCGCAGCGGGCUGCGGCAAUAACUCAGUGGACCAAUAUUUCCAAACACCUAGUAUGUAAUUUUACAAAAAAUACAUGGAUAAACGAUCCAUUCAAAUUGUAGAAUAGUCCAAAAGAUUUUCAUAUAAGAGAGUAUUAAUUGUUCACUAUAAGAUUUCAGUUGCCUCUAACCUUUAGGAAACUAAUACUUGUGUCUUGUAGAGUGGUAUCAAAGAAAACAACACAUAAUUAUGCGAAAAAGCUGUAAAAAAUCCUCUCCCUUUUCUAACAUAUUAUCAGUGCGAAGCUCGAUUUUUUCCAAAUACUUCAGCCAAAAUAAUAUAUUGAAAAAAACUGACUGCAGAGGCAGAUGUGAUUGUCCAGCUGUCUCCUAUUAAGCCAGACAUUAAAGAGAUUUGCAAAAUGUAAAAACAAUGCAAUUCUUCUCAUUAAUUUAUUGUUUUAAAAGUGGAAUUAUUUCCAUAAAAAUAUUUAUGUUACUAUGUGACGGGUGUACUGUUUUUUGAAUAAAUAUUUCCAAACCGUUUUAAUUUUUAGUAAGUACAUGUUUCUGAAUACACACAGCUACAGUAAUUGAAGGCCCAGGAAAGAACACUAUUACAAAGGGAGAGAACUGUCCCGAGAAGAGCUCUCAGGAUGAAGACCACGGUUACACCAACAUUAAGGCAGAGCAAGAAAGUCCGUUUGAAACCAAUCUAUGAGUCAGAAAAAGAGUGUCCAGGGAGAAGAGAAACCUCACAGAGAGGGACGACUCAGAAACAAAGUAAGGCAGAAUUUUCAACAAGGAAAGGGUCAAUAGCGGCAAAUCCUAUAAAGCUAUCAAUGGCUGAAAGCAAUGCAGAGGAAGAGCAGGCAUGGAGACAGCAGACGAGUGUGACUCCGAAGUAACCAGCCUGUGUUUGGGCAGAAGUGAGAAGAGGAAUAUUGACACGACGGGUGGGAAGAAGGCCCGAGGAGAGCAGACAUUCAAAAUUCAGAAAAGAGAAGUAUGAGCAAUAGAACAAGACCCUCCAAGAAGGCCAGAGGAUCAGAGGAUAGGAUUUUCAAGUGCUCAGAGGACAGUGGGGAGGAAGAAGGCAAGCCCAGAAUGGCUUUGGAGCCAGACUAUCUGAUUCAAGUCUUGCUGCUGCCAGCUGGUAAAUGAUGGGGCCUGAAUGUUUGUGUCCUCUUAGAAUUCAUAUAUUAAAAUUCUAAUCCCUUCUAAUCCCCAAAGUGAUUGUGUUCAAAGACAGUGCUUUAGGGAAACACCGUACUUUGCUGCAUAUAAUGUGCACACACAUUUUUGGCACAAACUUUAAGGGAAAAAAUCUUUCAUUUUAAUUUUUCAAUCCAAUGU
This is a messenger RNA of Artibeus jamaicensis (Jamaican fruit-eating bat), 6350 nucleotides long. RefSeq lists its product as uncharacterized. The transcript is spliced from 2 exons. NCBI's taxonomy places the organism in Eukaryota, Metazoa, Chordata, Mammalia, Chiroptera, Phyllostomidae. The record is from RefSeq and is a predicted model, not a curated record. Bases 3315 to 4217 code for a protein of 300 amino acids.